Paramecium primaurelia is the source of this 2786-nucleotide messenger RNA. The record is from the annotation of a GenBank genome assembly. Lineage: Eukaryota; Ciliophora; Oligohymenophorea; Peniculida; Parameciidae.
AUGGCAGAUGAAGAGUAUAUUGCUCCUAUGUCUUAAAUCAUUUAAGAUCUAUCUAUUAUGGAUACUAGUUAUUAAGAGCAUAUCUAAUGUAUGGAUGAUAAUGACAAACAAAUUUAGAAUUAUAAUUAAGUUAAAGCAAGUAGAAUUAUCUAAUCUAAAUAUUGGAUGGCUGUAGCAUUUACCAAUAGAGUCUAGGUUAUAUAGAUACAUUUUGGAAAUAAAUUAAAUCAAGAAGAAUCUAAAAUUUAAUUAUUAUUAAACUUUUUGAGACCAGAUGCUUUUAUUUAUAAUUUAGUAUUUAAUUAACCUUAUCCUAAUACAUUGGAAUCAUAACAAUUAUCUAUAUAAUGUUCUUGUACUUGGGGAUUGGGUAAUUUUAAAGAAACUAAUAAAAGAUAUGUUUUAUUGAUAAUCAAUUGGGGAUGUAGAGAAUAUUAUGCAUUUAAAGUUAUGUCUAGCAAUUCAAAUAUAUAAAUCAUUUAAGGUGGUCAUUUUUACAAUGCAAUAGAUUUUGCUACACUUUAAACUUUUCCUUUAACUUGUAAAUUUAUAACUAAUUCUAUAUUUUUAUCAUUUGUUGUAAAUAAUAUUGAUGGUCUAAUCUCAACUAAUUUAAAAUUAAUGACAACUUCAUAAUUUGAAUAUGGAGUUCCAUUUACUCUUAGUUAAAUAGAAAAACAUUACAAUUAAGAAAAAUAGAUACAAAACUUAUCAAAUGGAUAAUAUCAACCAAAAUUUAAUUCAUAUAUUAGUGACAAUUAAUAAUAAGUUAUAAUUAGUUAAGGUAUUUUGGAUUCGAUUUAAGAUGGAUAUUAAAUUUCAAAUGAUAUAAUAUUGAAUUUUAAUAAAUUGCAUUCUAAUUGUAUAUAUUAGAUUCAUUUUAUUUUUAGUAUAAAUAACUUUUGAAAAUGGACUAUGUAAUAUAUUAAAUGGUACUGAUUUGUAUACUAUUCGAUUAAAGAAAUGGGAUGAAUAUUUAAUUGAAUUGAGUAAAAAUGAAGAAUGGGAUCAUUGUUUUGAAACAGCAUUUAAUAUUCAUAAAGGUUAUUUAACACUUUUAUGUGAUAUACCUGAAAAUGACACAGAAAGACAUAAAUAUAUUUAGGAUAUAUGUGGUAAUUUGGGAUUACAAUAUAUUAUGACGUAAUUAAUUAAAAACUAAUAAAUUAAUAAUACAUGUAUAUAAAAGGUUAUUUAAUUUUUUAUUAAAACUCAAAAUGAAGAAUAAUUAUUUGAUUAAAUUGAAACUUUUAUGGAAAGUAAUGGUUAUGGAAAUAUAUUUUAUGAUAAUUUAAAAGAAUUAAUUAAAUUAUUUCACGUAAAUAUUCCUUAUCAAAAUUAAAUAAAAGUCUUAAGAAGAUUCUCUGAUAUGAAUGAUAAAGAUAUAUGUCAACGAAUUAUUUUCUCAAUCUAAAAUAUUUAAUAAUAUGAUCCCAAAAAAUUAAUUGAAUUUUGCUUAGAAAAUGACUUAAUUGAAGCCUUAAUAUAUGUUUGUUCAUAAUUUAAUGAUUUUUUAACUCCAUAUUUGAGAAUACUUACUUUAAUAACAGUAUUAUCAGAUAGUCAUCAUUAGAAUGAGAAGAGUAGCAUAACUUCAUUAAAUAUUGAGUAAUUAAAAUUUAGUUUAUUUGGGUAAUCUUUAUAUAAUAAUUAGUUUUCUUUAGUUUUGUUUUACUGGUCAAAAUUAAUAAAAGCCAGAACUAUUUUUUACUGAUAAAUAAUUUAAAUCUAUGUUCAAAGAUUUAUUUGAAUAUUUAUUUGAUUUUAAAAAUGUAGAAAAAUUAUUAGAAAUAGAUUAUAAAAAAACCUUAUAAGUUUUUCUAUUGGUUUUUUCAGAAAGGAUUUAAGAUAAUUUAAGAUAAUAUAUUAAUGAAGGAAAGCAAAUAAAUAUAUCAAUAAGCAAGACUAUUUUAGAGGGAUUUUUACCUGAAAUCUUGAGUAAAAUAUGAUAUAAUAUAAUUAAUAGAUUUAGAAUAGACUGAAAUUCAUUUACAAAUUUUAUCAAAAAUUUAUGUUUUAAUUAAAAUUGCAGAAAUGACAUAUUUUGGAAAAUUAAAUAAUAAAAAAGAAAUUGAAAAGUUAUUGCAAUAUUCAUAUGCAUUUUCAUCAAAUAUAUUUGCAAUUUGUUCUUUUCGAUUUAACAGCAAUCAUAUAUUAAUUAAUUUAUUAAACUAUAUGGAUAUUUUAAGAUUGGAAGAAUCCACUUUAUUUGAUAUUACUUGGGUUUUAAGAGGGAGAGUAUAAAAAGAUUUACCUGAUGAAGUGAUAAAGAAUGAAUUUUUGGAUAGAGUAAUGAAGAAAUUAGAUAAAUCAUUGGAAGGUUAAUAUAUGAUAUUAGAGGAAUUGCGAGAAAAGGCAUAAGAAAGAAAAUGGUAUAUAUUUAAAUACAAUAUAUUAGGGUUUGUAUGGAAAGUUGUUGUUUAAUAAAAAUGAAAAGAAUUCCUGAAGCUUUAUAUCUAUAUAUAAGUCAUCAAGAUUAUAUGAUAUCUGAAAAAGUAUUUAGUGUAUUGGCAGAUUAAUUAAGAUAGGAAAAACAAGAGGAAUUUAUAGAAGAUUGGAUUUUUAAGAAUUUAAGUAUUCUAGGAUGUGAAAAUAGUCAAAAAUUGUUUAAUUUAUUAUAUACAUAUAAGAGAGAUGAUAUUGGAAAAGUGUUGAUUGAAUUAAGAAAGAUUGAUAUUCUAAAAGUAGAUUAAAAAAUAAAGAGAGAACAAGAGAUGCAUCUAUUUACUGAGUUUUUAGAAUAUUUAAAACCUCGUAUGUAAAUUGAUGUUUCUAAGUACUUAUGA